AUGCGAGGACUUGCUCUGGGGCUAAGCCUCAUUGGCAUUGCCAAUGCUGCCUGUCCAUACAUGACGGGUGAAAUCCCCUCUAACUACAACCCUCAUACUAAUCUCCGUCGGGAUGACGGGUCGGAAGAUGCUUCUGCUGAGACUGAAGAGUUUCUGUCCCAGUUCUACCUUAAUGAUUCAAGUGUAUAUAUGACUUCUGAUGUCGGUGGUCCCAUUGAAGACCAGAACAGCCUCAAAGCGGGUGAGCGGGGUCCAACUCUGCUUGAAGAUUUUAUUUUUCGUCAGAAAAUCCAACGGUUUGAUCACGAGCGGGUUCCUGAACGUGCUGUUCAUGCUCGUGGUGUCGGCGCCCAUGGUGUCUUCACUUCCUAUGGUGACUGGUCAAACAUCACCGGCGCUUCGUUCCUGUCUGCCGCAGGCAAGGAGACCCCUGUCUUCACUCGUUUCUCCACUGUUGCUGGUAGUCGUGGAAGCGCCGAUACUGCCCGUGAUGUUCACGGGUUUGCCGUCCGUCUUUACACGGACGAAGGAAAUUUUGACAUCGUCGGAAACAACAUUCCUGUUUUCUUUAUCCAAGAUGCUAUUCUUUUCCCAGAUUUGAUCCACGCUGUCAAGCCCCGUGGUGAUAAUGAGAUUCCUCAAGCUGCCACGGCCCACGACUCAGCCUGGGAUUUCUUCAGCCAGCAACCCAGUGCAUUGCAUACUCUGCUGUGGGCCAUGGCUGGACACGGUAUCCCCCGGUCUUUCCGACAUGUUGACGGCUUUGGAGUGCACACCUUCCGUCUGGUCGCAGAGGAUGGUACUUCAAAGCUUGUCAAGUUCCACUGGAAAGGUCUGCAGGGUAAGGCUAGCUUUGUGUGGGAAGAAGCCCAGCAGGUGGCUGGCAAGAAUUCAGACUUUAUACGUCAGGAUCUGUGGAAUUCCAUUGAAGCCGGGCGGUAUCCCGAGUGGGAGCUUGGUGUCCAAAUCAUGGAUGAAUCUGAUCAGCUCCGAUUCGGAUUUGACCUCCUAGAUCCUACUAAAUUCGUCCCAGAGGAACUUGUCCCUGUUACCAAACUGGGCAAGAUGACGUUAAACCGCAACCCUUACAACUACUUUGCAGAGACAGAGCAGGUCAUGUUCCAACCUGGACAUAUUGUUCGCGGUGUGGAUUUCACAGAGGAUCCUCUACUCCAGGGUCGUAUUUUCUCCUACCUUGACACUCAAUUGAACCGUCAUGGUGGCCCCAACUUCGAACAACUUCCCAUCAACCGUCCGCGUGUACCAAUUCACAACAACAACCGCGACGGAGCAGCGCAAAUGUAUAUCCCUCUCAACAAAGACGCUUACACACCAAACACACCUAACAGCGGCUCCCCCAAACAAGCCAACCAAACCGUCGGCAAGGGUUUCUUCACCGCACCUGGCCGCACAACAAGCGGCAAGUUGGUCCGCAACGUCAGUCCCACCUUUGACGACGUCUGGUCCCAGCCCCGUCUCUUCUGGAACUCGCUCGUCCCAGCUGAAAAGCAAUUUGUCGUCGACGCAAUGCGCUUCGAAAACUCAAAGGUCACCAGCACAGUCAUUCGCGAGAAUGUCAUCAUCCAACUCAACCGCAUCAGCAACGAUUUGGCCAAGCGUGUUGCAGAGGCCAUUGGUGUUGACGCUCCAGAACCAGACACGACAUACUACAACGAUAAUACCACCGCUCAUAUUGGUGCUUUCGGUCAGAAGCUGAAAACGCUCGAUGGACUCCAAGUCGGCGUUCUUGCGUCGGUGAACAAUGCGUCUUCCAUUGCGCAAGGAGUUUCACUGGCCGCUAAGCUCAGUUCUGUCAAUGUAGAUGUUGUUGUUGUUGGCGAGAGAAUUGCAGAUGGUGUAGACCAGACAUACUCUGCCUCCGAUGCGAUUAACUUUGACGCUCUUGUUAUUGCGGAUGGUACUGAGGGUUUGUAUACUGCUUUAACAUCCGGUAGCAAAACUUCUGGUUCUAGCACUUUAUACCCAGCCGGCCGCCCACUGAAUAUUCUCCUUGAUGCUUUCAGAUUUGGUAAGCCUAUCGGUGCCUUGGGUAACGGUGUUAAUGCACUGUCAACUGCGCAGAUUGCUACUGACCGCGAGGGUGUUUAUGUGGCAAGUGAGGUCGCUGAUAAAUUUGUGGACGAACUCAAGGAUGGAUUAGCCACCUUCAAGUUCUUGGAUCGCUUUGCACUGGAUUCUUAA
This is a messenger RNA of Penicillium taxi, 2202 nucleotides long. RefSeq names its product catalase catB (gene cat1). Gene Ontology annotation, cellular component: cytosol. The transcript is spliced from 6 exons. Bases 1 to 2202 code for a protein of 733 amino acids. Gene Ontology annotation, molecular function: catalase activity; heme binding. Lineage: Eukaryota; Fungi; Ascomycota; Eurotiomycetes; Eurotiales; Aspergillaceae. The record is from RefSeq and is a predicted model, not a curated record. Gene Ontology annotation, biological process: response to oxidative stress; hydrogen peroxide catabolic process.